Messenger RNA from Mycena citricolor, 414 nucleotides. The record is from the annotation of a GenBank genome assembly. Lineage: Eukaryota; Fungi; Basidiomycota; Agaricomycetes; Agaricales; Mycenaceae.
CCAUCCUCAUCUAUGGAGGCCAGGUCAGUGGCAACCUCUCAUUGAAAACGAACCUCGGAUCGACCCGCUCUAUUAGACGCAAAGCUCUCAUGGCAGCGCCCGAGUUCCAACUGGCCACCCCGUCCAACUGGGCCAUCGACUCGAGGGUCCAGAAGAAAAUACCGGUUGGCAAGACAUGGGAAAGCAGAUCGGACGCGAUGGAACUUCACCGGCGGUCGAUGGCGGGAAUCUACGGGACCAAGGAGCUCGGUGCUAUAUCUAUCGUUACGUCCGGAUUCUAUCCUGGGCAGGAUGAUGGCGAUGUCCUGUCAGUGCACGAAUUCUCACCUCCAAACUCUGACUGACUGUGUCUAAAUCCCAUCCAUUCGAAGAAUAUACACCGGAACUGGGAAAGGAGACUCUGGUACUUUCAGC